Messenger RNA from Salvia hispanica, 1593 nucleotides. Lineage: Eukaryota; Viridiplantae; Streptophyta; Magnoliopsida; Lamiales; Lamiaceae. The record is from RefSeq and is a predicted model, not a curated record.
AUGUAUAAUGGUUUGGCUGAGGCUGUUCUUCGAGGGGAGACAGAUGGCUCCAAACAUGGUAAACGAGUGAUCUUGCCUUCCAGUUUUGUUGGUGGUGCACGCUAUAUGAUUCAGAAUUACCAGGAUGCCAUGUCAAUUUGUAGAUGGUUUGGGUAUCCAAAUUUGUUUAUUACAUUUACAUGUAAUCCUAAGUGGCCUGAAAUAAUUAGAUUUGUUGAAUCUAAGGGGCUGAAGUCGGAGCAUCGACCAGAUAUUGUUUGCAGGAUUUUUAAAGUAAAGUUGGAUAAUAUGAUAAGAGAUCUUAAGACAAAAAAAAAAUUUGGUGCUGUCAAAGCAGUUGUCUAUACUGUUGAAUUUCAGAAGCGUGGAUUGCCUCAUGCUCAUAUCCUACUUUUUCUAAGCAAUGAGGACAAACAACCUCAUCCUCGACGCAUUGAUGAGAUUAUUUCUGCUGAACUCCCUGAUCCAGUAACUGAUCCCCUGUAUUAUGAUAAUGUCAAAGAAUUCAUGAUGCAUGGGCCAUGUGGUGUUAUUCGAAAAUCGUCUCCGUGCAUGGAUGGUGUGCCAUUAGAUAAUAGAUACGUUGUUCCUCACAAUCGGUUUCUCCUAAUGAAAUAUCGUGGUCAUAUCAAUGUUGAGUGGUGCAAUCAAUCACAAUCUAUCAAAUAUUUAUUUAAAUACAUAAAUAAGGGAUAUGAUCGUGUGACAACAUCCUUUUUUCAAUCUGGUGCCGAGGGUGCUGAACCAAAUUUGGAUGAAGUCAGUUUGUAUUACGAUUGCAGAUAUAUAUCGUCAUGUGAAGCUGCUUGGAGAAUACUUGGAUUUGAGAUUCAAUAUAAGGAUCCUUCUGUUGAAAGAUUGAGUUUUCAUCUUCCAAAUGAGCAACAUGUUAUUUUUGAGGAAUCUGAGGAUUUGGAUGAUGUUUUGAAUCGUAAAACAAUUCAUGAAAGCAAGUUUUUGGCAUGGAUGCAAGCAAAUAAGAAAUAUCCUGAAGGUAGAGAUCUUACUUAUGGUGAAUAUCCAACCAAAUUUGUUUGGAAAACGGAUCACUGGCAGCCUAGACAACAACGAUUUUCUAUUGGGAGGCUGUUUUAUGUUGCUCCUGGUUCUGGUGAUCUGUAUUACUUGAGGUGUUUGUUGAAUAUUGUCAAGGGAGCUACAUCAUUUGAAGACAUUAGAUUUGUAAAUGGUGUUCAAUAUGAUUCAUUUCGGGAUGCUUGCUUUGCAUUGGGGUUGUUGGAUGACGAUAAAGAGUAUGUUGAUGGCAUUGUGGAGGCUUCUUUUUGGGCAUCUGCGCAUUCCCUAAGACUAUUGUUUGUUAGUUUGUUGACCUCCGAAUCUAUUUCACGCCCUGAUGUAGUUUGGCAAAGUUGUUGGAAAUAUUUGUCUGAUGAUGUUCUCUAUAACCAACGAAAACUUUCAAAUCAUUCAGCUUUGAUGCUCAAUGAUGAUCAAAUUCAGAGUUUCGCUUUGGCCGAGGUUGAGAAAUUGUUGGCCAAUGUUGGCAAAAGUUUGCGUAACUUCAGCUGUAUGCCGUAUCCAAAUUCAGACUUUAGCAAGAGAACAUUUGGAAUUUGUAUCCAAGUUCACUGA